Molecule: messenger RNA, 3051 nt
Organism: Carlito syrichta (Philippine tarsier)
Lineage: Eukaryota; Metazoa; Chordata; Mammalia; Primates; Tarsiidae
Gene: STIM2
Product: stromal interaction molecule 2
Exons: 10
Biological process (GO): intracellular calcium ion homeostasis; store-operated calcium entry; activation of store-operated calcium channel activity
Cellular component (GO): plasma membrane; endoplasmic reticulum
Molecular function (GO): protein binding; calcium ion binding; calcium channel regulator activity
Source: RefSeq, a predicted model, not a curated record
UUCAUAAUUGGACCCUUGAGGAUACCCUCCAGUGGUUAAUAGAAUUUGUUGAACUACCCCAAUAUGAAAAGAAUUUUAGAGACAAUAAUGUCAAAGGAACAACACUUCCCAGGAUAGCAGUGCAUGAAACUUCAUUUAUGAUCUCCCAGUUGAAAAUCAGUGACCGGAGUCACAGACAAAAACUUCAGCUGAAGGCAUUGGAUGUGGUUUUGUUUGGACCUCUAACACGCCCACCUCAUAAUUGGAUGAAGGAUUUUAUCCUCACAGUUUCUAUAGUAAUUGGUGUUGGAGGGUGCUGGUUUGCUUAUACACAGAAUAAGACAUCAAAAGAACAUGUUGCAAAAAUGAUGAAAGACUUAGAGAGUCUACAAACUGCAGAGCAAAGUCUAAUGGACUUACAAGAGAGGCUUGAAAAGGCACAAGAAGAAAACAGAAAUGUUGCUGUAGAAAAGCAAAAUCUGGAACGCAAAAUGAUGGAUGAAAUUAAUUAUGCAAAGGAGGAGGCGUGUCGGCUGAGAGAACUAAGGGAGGGGGCUGAAUGUGAACUAAGUAGACGUCAGUAUGCAGAACAGGAAUUGGAACAGGUUCGCAUGGCUCUAAAAAAGGCUGAAAAAGAAUUUGAACUGAGAAGUAGCUGGUCUGUUCCAGAUGCACUUCAGAAAUGGCUUCAAUUAACACAUGAAGUAGAAGUACAGUACUACAAUAUUAAAAGGCAAAAUGCUGAAAUGCAAUUAGCUAUUGCUAAGGAUGAGGUUGCUGCUUCGUAUCUGAUUCAGGCAGAAAAAAUUAAAAAGAAGAGAAGCACGGUUUUUGGAACUCUGCAUGUUGCACAUAGCUCUUCCCUAGAUGAAGUAGACCACAAAAUUCUGGAAGCAAAGAAAGCUCUCUCUGAGUUGACAACUUGUUUACGAGAACGACUUUUUCGCUGGCAACAAAUUGAGAAAAUCUGUGGCUUUCAGAUAGCCCAUAACUCUGGACUCCCCAGCCUGACCUCUUCCCUUUAUUCUGAUCACAGCUGGGUGGUGAUGCCCAGAGUCUCCAUUCCACCCUAUCCAAUUGCUGGAGGAGUUGAUGACUUAGAUGAAGACACACCCCCAAUAGUGUCACAAUUUCCUGGGACCAUGGCUAAACCUGCUGGAUCCCUAGCCAGAAGCAGUAGCUUGUGCCGCUCUCGUCGCAGCAUUGUGCCAUCCUCACCACAGUCUCAGCGAGCUCAGCUUCCGCCACAUACUCCUCACCCAUCACACCCUCAGCACCCUCACCAUCCCCAGCUCACACAGCACUCGCUGCCUUCCCCCGACCCUGAUAUCCUUUCAGUGUCAAGUUGCCCUGCGCUUUAUCGAAAUGAAGAGGAAGAGGAGGCCAUUUACUUCUCUGCUGAAAAACAGUGGGAAGUGCCAGACACAGCUUCAGAAUGUGACUCCUUAAAUUCUUCCAUUGGAAGGAAACAGUCUCCUCCAUCAAGCCUCGAGAUAUACCAAACAUUAUCUCCUCGAAAGAUAUCAAGAGAGGAGCUCUCCCUGGAGGAUUCUUCCAGAGGAGAUUCACCCGUAACUGUGGAUGUCUCACGGGGUUCUCCUGACUGUGUGGGUCUGACAGAAACUAAGAGUAUGAUCUUCAGUCCUGCAAGCAAAGUGUACAAUGGCAUCUUGGAGAAGUCCUGUAGCAUGAACCAGCUUUCCAGUGGCAUCCCGGUGCCUAAACCUCGCCACACAUCGUGUUCCUCAGCGGGGAAUGACAGUAAACCAGUACUGGAAGCCCCAAGUGUUGCCAGGAUAAGCAGCAUCCCACAUGACCUUUGUCAUAAUGGAGAGAAAAGCAAAAAGCCAUCAAAAAUCAAAAGCCUUUUUAAGAAGAAAUCCAAGUGAACUUGAUGGAAUCCCAUCCCAGUGGCAUCUGUAAACUUAUCUCCCACCCUUCACUCCCUCUUUUUUGUUUUAAUUUUAGGAAUGUAACUCCAUUGGGGCUUUCCAGACUGAAUGCCAUAGGGGAAUGUCCUUUAGGGCAACUGUCUACUGUCUGCUUAUUUAAAUGACUAUAUAAUCAAUUUGUCAAGUCAGUUAUUACUGAAAAAUCAUUAAGAGAUGAGACAGUUUACAGUCACUUCUGCCUAUUUAUUUCUGCUUUGUUAUUAGUGAUGUAUAUACAACAUUUUGUUGAAAGCCACUAUGGACUUGCAAGCUUUAAUGGACUAGUAAGCCAGCAUGGGCUUGCAAAAGUUUCUUGUUUACCAGAGCAUCUUCUUAUCUUUCCACAGAGCUAUUUACCUACUGGACUAAAUAACUUAAAAGAAGUAAAACUAAUUGCACUACUGUUUUCCAGACUGGAAAAAAAUCUCUGCAAGUGAAACUGUAUAGAGUUUAUAAAAUGACUAUGGAUAGGGGACUGUUUUCACUUUUAGAUCAAAAUGGGUUUUUAAGUAGAACCUAGGGUUUCUAAUUGACUUGAUUUCUGGAAAUGAGAACCCAUGCUUUUAUUAUGGGAAGCUUCUUUAAAUGCAUUUAAUAUUGUAAAGUUCUAAGUCCUGCUGUAAAGAUCAUGUUGUUUUGUUUUCCCAGGGCUUUCACUGUGAUUUACUGCAUUGCAGGUUGUAUGAUGCAAUAUAAAUAAUUUAAAGAGAGAAGGCUCUUAAUUCCUUAUGCAAAUGGAAGAGUUGAAACUUGAUUGAAGGGACUUAAAACAUUCACAAGCUUAAACUGAGGUGGGGGAGUGUGGGAAUUCAGGCAAUUGUUUACAGACUUUGAAUAACUGCAAAGGAUUUAUGGUUUGUGAAAAAUUUGUACUGUGGAAAAGAUAAUAAAUUAGAGACAUUAUUGUGUGGGAUUGUGCUGAUUUUUGUUGAUAACACUCCACAAAAACACUAUAUGUUUUCUGAAGAGUUGUGUAAGCUGUCUUGUUGCUUAAUUGCAAUAUAAGAAAUAGUGAUGUUUUGGAAGUAAGUUGUCAACAAAUUUCUUUCUAUUUUAUAUUGUUUGUCAUAUUUUUAUGUAGUUUGAAAUGUUUAAAUGUUCUAAUAUCAAGAUUAACAAAUAUACGUUUAUGGUACAUUUA